GCCGCGGUGGGUCUAUAUAUAGAGACAGGAGAGGGUCAUUGGUUCUCGCCACUCAGUAGUCAGUACUCCCUUUUUCGUCUCCCAGCCACAGCCCUUGCGUUAUCUUCGUCACAUUUCUCGUUUCAAGAACUCAAAUUCCAGGUUCUGAAGAAUGGGAAGCACUGAUGGAACCAGCUAUGGUGCAUACACCUAUGAGAGCCUUGAGAGGGAACCGUACUGGCCAUCUGAAAAGCUCCGGAUUUCCAUAACAGGGGCAGGUGGAUUUAUCGCCUCUCAUAUUGCACGGCGUUUGAAGGCUGAAGGCCAUUAUAUUGUUGCAUCUGACUGGAAGAAGAACGAGCACAUGACAGAAGAUAUGUUCUGUAAUGAAUUCCAUCUUGUUGAUCUGAGGGUCAUGGAUAAUUGUUUGAAGGUCACCAAGGGAGUUGACCAUGUCUUCAACCUUGCAGCAGACAUGGGUGGGAUGGGUUUCAUUCAGUCCAAUCACUCUGUCAUCAUGUACAAUAACACAAUGAUCAGCUUUAACAUGCUUGAGGCUGCAAGGAUCAAUGGAGUCAAGAGAUUGUUUUAUGCCUCGAGUGCUUGCAUUUACCCUGAAUUUAAGCAAUUGGAGACUAAUGUGAGCUUGAAGGAAUCUGAUGCAUGGCCUGCAGAGCCUCAAGAUGCUUAUGGCUUGGAGAAACUUGCAACAGAGGAGUUAUGCAAGCAUUAUACCAAGGACUUCGGCAUUGAGUGUCGGAUUGGAAGGUUCCAUAAUAUUUAUGGUCCUUUUGGAACAUGGAAAGGUGGCAGGGAGAAGGCUCCUGCUGCUUUUUGCAGGAAGGCUAUCACGUCUGUAGACAAGUUUGAGAUGUGGGGUGAUGGACUUCAAACCCGAUCUUUCACUUUCAUUGAUGAGUGUGUAGAAGGUGUACUUAGAUUGACAAAGUCAGACUUCCGAGAGCCAGUGAACAUUGGAAGCGAUGAAAUGGUCAGCAUGAAUGAGAUGGCUGAGAUAGUUCUUAGCUUUGAGAACCAGAAACUCCCUAUCCACCACAUUCCUGGGCCUGAGGGUGUCCGAGGUCGUAAUUCUGAUAAUACUCUAAUUAAAGAGAAGCUUGGUUGGGCUCCCACAAUGAAAUUAAAGGAUGGGCUGAGAAUUACCUACUUCUGGAUCAAAGAACAGAUCGAGAAAGAGAAGGGUGAAGGUGUUGAUCUGUCGCUUUAUGGAUCAUCCAAGGUGGUGGGAACCCAAGCUCCUGUUCAACUAGGAUCGCUCCGUGCUGCUGACGGUAAAGAAUAAGGCAGUUGAAGCCUAGUGACUAUUCUACUUGCAUUGAAGAAAUAGACGUCCUAUUUUUGACAUGCUACUAUCUUGCAUUCCUUAGGAGGAUAUCUAUGGGUGUUGACUAUAUUAUUAGUCUAUUUGGAUCAACGUCUGCUAUUUUGGCAGCCUCAUGUACCAUGCGGAGUGUUUGUAAGAGAGGCUUUUAUGCUCCCUCUGUAUUUGCUUUGUGUUGGGUGGAUAUCUGCGAGUCUUUUAGGCUCCCCGUUGUGCUUCUAGCUCUUUCCCCUGCAAAAACUGUUUGUAUGAUGUAAUUGUUUAAUGAAUUCCAUUUUCCUUCCA
Molecule: messenger RNA, 1606 nt
Organism: Malania oleifera
Lineage: Eukaryota; Viridiplantae; Streptophyta; Magnoliopsida; Santalales; Ximeniaceae
Product: GDP-mannose 3,5-epimerase 2
Exons: 7
Coding region: 152-1282 (376 amino acids)
Molecular function (GO): NAD binding; GDP-mannose 3,5-epimerase activity
Source: RefSeq, a predicted model, not a curated record